Molecule: messenger RNA, 1346 nt
Organism: Microplitis demolitor
Lineage: Eukaryota; Metazoa; Arthropoda; Insecta; Hymenoptera; Braconidae
Gene: Ras85D
Product: ras-like protein 1
Exons: 4
Coding region: 579-1163 (194 amino acids)
Biological process (GO): epidermal growth factor receptor signaling pathway; Ras protein signal transduction
Cellular component (GO): plasma membrane
Molecular function (GO): GTP binding; GDP binding; GTPase activity
Source: RefSeq, a predicted model, not a curated record
CUUAAUACUUAAUGUUUUAAUAAGUUUUUCCAAGUUUAUGUCAUUUCUAUAUCCUGUGAUUUCUAUCAACCUCAUUGUAAAUUAUAUACGUGGCUAUCAGCUUUCUAUAUUUUAACAACUUAAAUGUUAAGUUAUAUUUAUAACAGUUAAUAAUACAACAAUAAACAUUUUAAAUUAAUUAUUUCAGAGUAUAAUGUAAUGAAUAAUUGUUCCAACCAAAAACACAGUGUUGUUUCUCAAUUUUAUAUUGGAUCUUAUGUCGAUUAUAAUAUAUCUACAUAUCUUCAAGCGUUUGUUAUUAUUUAAUACAAUUAAUAUCAGUUUUGACGUUUAUGUUUAAAUGAUUUACAUGUAACUUGAUAGAUUUAUAAUUCGAGUAUUUUUUUUAAAUGCCUUUUCAGAACAAUGUAAGUUACUACAAAUGAGUUGAAUUUAUUAAUGAAAAAAAGAUUCCAAUUAAAUUGUAUAACUAAUAAUUCGUUACGUUACCCUUUUUUUACUUCAAAAGUGAGUUUUAAGAUAAUAGAUACUUUAAAAUUAUCAAUCAAUUGGUAACUACUAUAAAAAAUAACUGAACAAUGACAGAGUACAAACUAGUUGUUGUUGGAGCAGGAGGUGUAGGAAAGUCAGCACUGACAAUCCAGUUAAUACAAAAUCAUUUUGUUGACGAAUAUGAUCCCACAAUUGAAGAUUCAUAUAGAAAACAGGUUGUUAUUGACGGAGAAACUUGCUUAUUAGACAUCUUAGAUACAGCAGGACAAGAAGAAUAUAGUGCCAUGAGAGAUCAAUAUAUGAGAACCGGUGAAGGAUUUUUACUUGUCUUUGCUGUAAAUUCUGCAAAAAGCUUUGAAGAUAUAGGAACGUAUAGAGAGCAGAUCAAAAGAGUAAAAGACGCCGAAGAAGUGCCUAUGGUAUUAGUUGGAAAUAAGUGUGAUCUUCAACAAUCCUGGGCCGUAAAUAUGACACAAGCGAGGGAAGUUGCUCGACAAUACGGUGUUCCAUUUGUAGAAACAUCAGCGAAAACUCGAAUGGGAGUUGAUGAUGCUUUUUAUACUUUGGUAAGAGAAAUAAGGAAAGACAAGGAACAUCGUGGGAAAGAAAAGAAAAAAAGAAUGCGUGCAAAUAACGCAGGUCGUGGUCGGACGCGAUGUUGUCUGCUGUAAUUAUUUGGUGUCGUUCAUUUAAACAUAAAGUGUUUAAUUGCAACUUCAAAAUAUGAACAAUAUAAAUAUAAAGUAUAUCAUUUGCGCAUAUUUCGACUUCCUAAAUUCGGUACGCUAUUAAGAAAACUGCUACUUAUAUGUAUAACUUAAACUGAAAAAUAUAUCCAGUGUGAUAUUUUUUUU